Notodromas monacha is the source of this 2301-nucleotide messenger RNA. The record is from the annotation of a GenBank genome assembly. Lineage: Eukaryota; Metazoa; Arthropoda; Ostracoda; Podocopida; Cyprididae.
CAUUUUUUCAUUGCUUGGCUGAAUGAGGCCACUGAAAGUUAUUCGAUUCGUCCGCAUUUUUGAGCAUUACUUUACACACGUUCCUGCAAUCAUACACUGCAGAUGAGAGGCUGGCUGACUGUUUAAUCAAUAAAUGAAAAGAAACGUUGCCCAGCUCUACUCGCUUUUACCUGGGAUCAGUCGUUAAUCCGCAAAAAAAAGGGUAAAGUACAAUAAUCACAGUAGGACGAAGGAAAAAAGGGAAAAAUAUGCAGCCUGCGAGCGUCCGAACAGAUGAGUCCUCUCUGCGAAAACGCCUUUCCGGACCAACCAGCGUCGACGACGACGGCGAACUCAUCGGCACUUCGAAAAUCGCUCCCUAUCACGAACCGCAGCCGUCGGUGAUGUCGGUGACGAGACCGAAACCGAGACCACGACCAGCAGAAAGGCCAGAUGACUUGACACCUAAAAAUUCGAGUCGAUUCAAACAGAAGACCAGGUUCUCGACAUUGCCGAUGGUCAGCUUCUUGGGCCUGGGUUCGCACAGCACGGAUGACGGGCUUCGACUUGGAUCCGUAUCUAGUUAUGCGUCGAGCAAGCAGGCGUAUAGUAAGACUGAUUUGGGUCCUGCUACGAUAGGUUCUGGGUUGGGUUCGAAAUUCGUGCCCCGGCGACGUGGCGUGAGGGACCACCGUCUGGGAUUCAUGUCAUCUUCCAAAAUGGAAGCAAGAAUGAUGGUUUUAGAAGAAGACUUCGUCAAAGUUAUUUUACGUCGCUGGACCCCAUUGGAUGAUGAUGCGCUGGAGACGGAAGUCAAAACAAGCGCUUCUCAAUCUGCUGUGAGACAGGACUCAAAGAAAAGAAAUGAAAUCGGAAGAAGACUGCUCGGAGUUUUCAUUGUCAUCCCGGCAUUGAUGAUCGUCGUGCAAGGCGAACUGGGCAUGAAACUUUUUGCGACGGACGAAAAGAAACGACAUCAAUGGCAAUUAUUCAUCGACCGCUUUGAUCUGGUCUACACUAUCUUGCACGCCAUAGAAUACUCUCUCGUCGUGGGCUUGUUUUUCUGGAACCGAAAAUUGCAAAAACUCCGUCAGACGAUGAAUGAAGACCAGUUCCAAGCGUACAAGCAAGAGCGAAGCGGGCGUUUUUCCACAUUCAUGAUUGAAACCUCUGAAACAGUGAGUCGCUUUGGGAAUCAUGUAUUCGUCUUCGAGAGAUCAUACGACAAGCUGAUGCAUGCGAUUUUGAAGCCCAUGGUGACGUACUUCUUCCCACUGAUGGUCUUGCUGUUGUUCCUCAUCACGAUCUCGGCACUCAUAGGCCACUUCCUGUUUGGGUUCCACGCUGCGAACGAGAACCCCGAGAUGGAUUCAAUUGCUGAUUGGAUAACGAUCCAAAAGUCGUUUAUGUCAGUGUUGGAUUUUUUCCUGGGCGAUCAGUGGGGAGACGUGUAUGAGACUCAAAGCAGGAGACCGUCGAACCAAAACAACACCGGGAAACAACUCGUCGUUGGCCUUUUUGUUGUGGUCAGCGUCGUGGGACUCGGGAUCAUUUACGCUGCCGUUUUCAUCGCUGUGCUCAUUUUCAAGGUGGGAGAGUUGAACGAGGAGGAAGUGGAGUCAAACGAGAGAGAAGAGCAGCGUCGGAAAAUCGAGAAGCGACUCGAGGAGUACGAGGAGAGCCAGCGUUACAUGUUGCACCUGCUUGAGGCGGGCAGACUCAAGACACUCAGCGAUUUGCUCGAACAGCAGAUGUAUCGAUCCUUUAAAUUCCUCGAACUCGUCGUCAAAGACCGACCCAGAACCACUAAAUUAUGGAUGGAAGGAUUCGUGACUUCCCUCAACUGGCUCACAGCGACCCACAGGCAUUUAUUGGCUAUUUAUCAUUACAUGGAAGCAACAAUGGACGAGGCAGAUAGAAUAGCGUUGCAAAUUGUGCCUUCGCCAACUCGGAUGAACAGGAUGAACGUCCGUCGAAGUUUGCACGGCCAGCAGCAGUUUGAAGGCGAGGAUUUCGAAGAACAUUGAUCACCGGUGCCAUCAUUUUUCGUCUUUUACUCGAUGAAACAUUUUUUUUUUUUCGUGACACGAGUAUACGAUGGACGUCGUUAAAGUCAAUUCGACUUCUCUCCAGCGGAAAAUUUAGAACCGAUUUUCGAUUGCUUUCAUAUUCCUCGUUGGAUCCCUGUGACAAUAAAAUCCGGAUCGAUCGGAUCGUUCCUGGCGCCAACGAAUCCGGAUCCGUCGUCUCCUGAAUUGUUCCCACUCGACUCAUGGUUUUUAGUAGCAAAAUAUAAUCGUUUUGUUCAAUCAUCCGAAGAAA